UCGUUGUGUUUCAGAUGUUGGUGUCGUUGAAGUUGGUGCCGUGUGUCGUGCUGCUGAUGCUCUUCACCUCAGGACUGUGUCAGAGUGACAGUCGGCGGGCGGUGUCGGAGCACCAGCUGAUGCACGAUCGCGGCCGCACUGUCCAGAGCCUGAAGCGUCUGAUCUGGCUCUCGUCGGCCAUCGAGGGUCUGCACACGGCCCAGGCCCGGGGACUGGACCCGGGCCUGGACCAGGGACUGGGCCUGGACCAGGGACUGGGACUGGACCAGGGUCUGGGCCUGGACUUGGACCUGCGCCCGGACCCGGCCAACAUGGAGCGGAUGAAGAGCCUGCUGCGGGAAUUCUUCAAAUCCGUGAAGCAGUGAAACGAGAAAAAGAGACUGAGCCGGAGAAGAGCCUCUACUGAUACUCUGCAGCCACGUCACGCGCCGGGCCGGGGGGGUGUGUGCAUGCAUGUCUAUGGCGGAAUGUUCAGCGAGCACCGUCCGAAGGGUUUAAAUAAGUUGGGUGAGAUCUCUGUCCGUCCGACCGUAAUUUAGAAUAAAACUCCGAUAAGUAAAGUCGGUGAAAGUGUCAGACAGAGCCGUGCCUCCGGUUGGCGCCGCCGCCCCGGGGAGCGUGGACGGCGUCGGCUGCGCAGUAUCAGUAGAAGCGUUGAACGGCGUGAGCUUCGGCGCCGCACGUUUCCGAAGCAGGAGCCAAAAGAGUCGCAUGUACAGAAAGACCUGACUCUGUUUCCUCUGUGGACUUUAUAAACGUCCUGUGUUUGUGUUUGUGUGUUUGUGUGUGUGUGUGUGUGUGUGUGUGUGUACAGUGUGUGUGUACAGUGUGUGUGUACAGUGUGUGUAUACAGUGUGUGUGUGUAGUGGUCCGUAGACGUGUCGUGUGUGUCCGUGUGUGUGCAGGAAUGUUUAUUUUCUGAUGAAAUAAAAGAAUGACAGAACCAGA
Boleophthalmus pectinirostris (great blue-spotted mudskipper) is the source of this 948-nucleotide messenger RNA. It is a transcript of the gene pth4, whose product is annotated as parathyroid hormone 4. Gene Ontology annotation, molecular function: hormone activity; peptide hormone receptor binding. NCBI's taxonomy places the organism in Eukaryota, Metazoa, Chordata, Actinopteri, Gobiiformes, Gobiidae. The coding region runs from base 15 to 365 and encodes 116 amino acids. Gene Ontology annotation, cellular component: extracellular region. The transcript is spliced from 2 exons. The record is from RefSeq and is a predicted model, not a curated record. Gene Ontology annotation, biological process: adenylate cyclase-activating G protein-coupled receptor signaling pathway; bone mineralization; regulation of chondrocyte differentiation.